UGACCUUGACAACCGGGAAGGAGAUACAACAGGAGGUGCAGUUACUGAUAUAGCCAAGGUGGGACGCUGCUGGAGGGAGCUAGAAGGGAUCAGCCAGCCAUGCCUCCAGUUCAGAGAGAUAACCAACUGGCUGGCAAAGUAACAAAUGAAAAGUAACCUGACUCUAUUGACCCGCUUAACCCUGCACAGGGGGAAGGAUGGAAAUGAGCAGCUGUUUGCUUUGAAACAGUGGAACAGUUUUGCAGCCUUAGAAAAUGGCAUGUAACGUACCUAACCAAAGACAGCGGACUCUGUCAACAACAGGAGAAGCUCUAUACGAAAUUCUUGGUCUGCGUAAGGGAGCAUCAAAUGAAGAAAUUAAGAAAACCUACAGAAAAUUGGCCCUGAAACACCAUCCAGACAAGAAUCCAGAUGAUCCAGCUGCUACUGAGAAGUUUAAAGAAAUCAACAACGCCCACGCAAUACUUACUGACAUCUCAAAGAGAAGCAUAUACGACAAGUACGGAUCGCUGGGACUCUACGUAGCCGAGCAGUUUGGAGACGAAAAUGUUAACACCUACUUCAUGCUGUCGAGCUGGUGGGCAAAGGCCCUGUUUGUCAUCGUUGGCCUCUUGACAGGCUGCUAUUUUUGCUGCUGCCUGUGCUGCUGCUGCAACUGCUGCUGUGGGCAUUGCCGGCCCAAGUCAUCAGUGCCAGAAGAGGACUUCUACAUGUCCCCAGAGGAUCUGGAGGCACAGAUCAAAUCCGACAUGGAAAAAGAUGUGGACUUUCCAGUUUUUCUCCAGCCUACAAAUGCAAAUGAGAAAACACAGCUAAUCAAAGAAGGAUCUCGAAGUUAUUGCACAGACUCUUGAUAUUGAGCCCUCUGAGAGUCCACAGUCCCUCCUCUCAGUUCAGUCUUGUUUCCAGAUGGUCGUAGGGGAGCGUGUGGGGCAUAAAGUGCUGUGAACUUUUCCAUCUUGGUAUUUUAUUUUUGGGUUAGGAAAACAUGAUUGCUAUAUAAUUUUCUCAGUUUGCAGACUUUCUCUCUGAGUAGAAUUUCUUAUGAAACACAUUCAAUUUGGGUGAAUAAAGGCCUGAAGAGUUA
Macaca mulatta (Rhesus monkey) is the source of this 1087-nucleotide messenger RNA. RefSeq names its product DnaJ heat shock protein family (Hsp40) member C5 beta (gene DNAJC5B). The record is from RefSeq and is a predicted model, not a curated record. NCBI's taxonomy places the organism in Eukaryota, Metazoa, Chordata, Mammalia, Primates, Cercopithecidae.